UCUGGUAGCUGCGGGGCGGGGAGACGAGGGCGGCGGGCACGGGCGGAGCAGGCCGUUGUAACCGGACCCACCCGCGCGGCGGACGGUGGGCUGUGCCGACUGACUCCCUGGCCACGGCUCCGCGGCGGCCGGGGUCGCUUCUCCCCUCCGCUUCGAGCGCCGGCGAGUGGGUGAGGGGCAGCGGGGCGCCCCUCCGCCGGGCGGCGGUUGGAGGCCGCGGCGGCUGCGCGGUGAGCAGUUUCCUGCUGGAGGGGCCGAGCGGGGUGCUCCGCGGUGGGGCCGGCUGUGUGCAGCCCGCCGAGCUCCGCUGUGGACUGACCUCGUCGGGAGGACCGGUCCGCGCCCGCCGGUGACGGAGGGACCCUGCGCGGGGGUUUGCCCACGAGGGGAGGCAGCGGGACUGCGCGCUCCCAGGAGUACAGUGGUUUCCAUGCCAGAAAAAUUGUGAUUUUGCAGCUCUUCCCAUAAAGAGUUCUGGCCGACCUUUCCACUUCUUCAAGAGUGUGGGGACAAUGCUGAAAGGAGUGACAAGACUUGUCUCCAGGGUCCAUAAGUUGGACCCUGGACAUUUUUUGCGCCUGGGGACCCAGGCACCCCAGAGCCUUGCUGCUCACCUGGAUAACCAGGUUUCAUUUGAGAGUCCUAGAGCUAUUUCCUGCACCAGUGAGAAUGACCCGGCCAAGCAUGAGGAGAAGCAUGAGGGUCAGCACUACAACUUACCCCUCCAGGAUAUGAAGACUAUAUUCCCCCAUGGCCUGCCUCCUCGAUAUGCAAUGCAGAUGAAGACAUUCAAUGAAGCUUGCCUGAUGGUAAGGAAACCAGCCCUAGAGCUUCUGCAUUACCUGAAAAACACCAAUUUUGCUCAUCCAGCUGUACGAUAUGUUCUGUAUGGGGAAAAAGGAACAGGAAAAACACUCAGUCUUUGCCAUAUUAUUCAUUUCUGUGCAAAACAGGACUGGCUGAUACUGCAUAUUCCAGAUGCUCAUCUUUGGGUGAAAGACUGCCGGGAUCUUCUGCAGUCCUCCUACAACAAGCAGCGCUUUGAUCAACCUUUAGAGGCUUCGGUCUGGCUGAAGAAUUUCAAAACUACAAAUGAGCGUUUCUUGAAUCAGAUAAAAAUUCAAGAGAAGUAUGUCUGGAAUAAGCGAGAAAGCAUUGAGAAAGGCAGUUCUCUGGGAGAAGUAGUUGAACAGGGUAUAACACGGGUGAGGAACGCCACAGACGCCGUUGGGAUUGUGCUCAAAGAGCUAAAGAGGCAAAGUUCUUUGGGUAUUUUUCACCUCCUGGUGGCAGUGGAUGGAGUCAAUGCUCUCUGGGGAAGGACCACGCUGAAAAGAGAAGAUAAAAGUCCAAUCGCUGCAGAGGAACUGGCACUUAUUCACAACCUGAGGAAGAUGGUGAAAAAUGACUGGAAUGGAGGUGCCAUUGUGAUGACUUUGAGCCAGACUGGGUCUCUUUUUAAGCCCCGGAAAGCCUAUCUGCCCCAGGAACUGCUGGGAAAGGAAGGAUUUGAUGCCUUGGACCCCUUUAUUCCUAUCCUGGUUGGCAACUAUAACCCAAAAGAAUUUGAAAGUUGUAUUCAGUAUUAUUUGGAAAACAGUUGGCUUCAACAUGAAAAAGCUCACACGGAAGAAGGGAAAAAGGAGCUGCUGUUCCUAAGCAAUGGGAAUCCUGGGCAGCUGGAGCGGCUCUGUGCCUACCUCUAGGCGAAGGCCACAACAUGCAUGGAAGGCAAUGGACAUCACAGGCCCAAUGAGAUGGGACGUCCCACAGCACACACACAGCUCAUGAGACUGGACAGUACUGCAAAUCAACUCCCAACUUGGCUGAAAUGGGUUCCUGGUAAAGUGACUAUAAUGGCAAUAAGACAUCCUCUUGUUCCUGAAACUAAUAUCAGUCUAUUAUAUAUGGUUUUCACAUUUUAAUUGUGCCUCUUUUCCUAAAAAAUAAAUUAUCUUUCUUAAAA
Molecule: messenger RNA, 1966 nt
Organism: Myotis myotis
Lineage: Eukaryota; Metazoa; Chordata; Mammalia; Chiroptera; Vespertilionidae
Gene: DAP3
Product: death associated protein 3
Exons: 14
Coding region: 513-1706 (397 amino acids)
Biological process (GO): apoptotic process
Cellular component (GO): mitochondrial ribosome; mitochondrial small ribosomal subunit
Molecular function (GO): structural constituent of ribosome
Source: RefSeq, a predicted model, not a curated record